Messenger RNA from Cuscuta europaea, 806 nucleotides. The record is from the annotation of a GenBank genome assembly. NCBI's taxonomy places the organism in Eukaryota, Viridiplantae, Streptophyta, Magnoliopsida, Solanales, Convolvulaceae.
UAUCUCCCAACGAUGCAAUCCUUUCUUCUAUUUGUUCUUCGUCUCUCGAUAACUCUGAUUCUUUCAGGUUUUCAUAAAAUUGGAUAUGCCGUAGAAGGCGGGUUUUGUUCUGCACCACCAAUCUUGAGUUUUGAUUCCGGCUCUAGACCCCUGUAUUGGAAAGUCACUAACCCCACACUCUCUCCUUCUCGCCUCCAAGACUUGCCAGGUUUUACAAGGAGUGUGUAUAAAAGAGAUCAUGCUUUAGUUGCUCCUGAAAGCCAUGUGUUCAGCCCUUUAUCAGAUUGGACAAACACCCUCGCAGCAUAUUUAGUCACACCUGAAAUGGGAUCCCAUUUUGUUAUGUACUUGGCAAAUAUGCAAGAAAAUUCAACAUCUGGGCUUCCUCCUAUGGGCGUUGAAAGGUUCAUAUUUGUGGUCAAGGGCAAUGUAGUUUUGACUAUUGUGCCUGGAAGAAGACACUUGCUGAAGGUGGACUCUUAUGCAUAUUUGCCUCCUGGUCUGGAACACACUGUCAAGUCGGAUGUAUCCGUUACCCUUGUUGUACUGGAGAGAAGAUAUGCCAAGAUAGAAAACUAUGCAAGCAGAGAGAUUAUUGGUUCAACAGACCAGCAACCCCUACUUGAAACCCCCGGCGAGGUCUUUGAACUGAGAAAACUUCUUCCCACAUCUUUAGAUUAUGACUUCAAUGUUCAUAUAAUGGAUUUUCAACCAGGGGAAUUCCUGAAUGUAAAAGAGGUACAUUAUAAUCAGCAUGGAUUGUUGCUUUUGGAGGGGCAGGGUAUAUACCGAUUAGGUGAUAGCUG